Messenger RNA from Penicillium brevicompactum, 1056 nucleotides. RefSeq names its product low-affinity Zn(2+) transporter ZRT2 (gene zrfB). The record is from RefSeq and is a predicted model, not a curated record. The transcript has a single exon. Gene Ontology annotation, molecular function: low-affinity zinc ion transmembrane transporter activity. The coding region runs from base 1 to 1056 and encodes 351 amino acids. Gene Ontology annotation, cellular component: plasma membrane. Gene Ontology annotation, biological process: zinc ion import across plasma membrane. NCBI's taxonomy places the organism in Eukaryota, Fungi, Ascomycota, Eurotiomycetes, Eurotiales, Aspergillaceae.
AUGGACGCCUCAUCUGUCCUCUUCAAGCGUGCCGACCCAUGUGACUCUGGUAAUGAGUUCGACGGCCGUAUGGGCCUGCGUAUCUCCUCCAUCUUUGUGAUCAUGGUCGGCUCCAUGUUCGGCGCUCUUUUCCCGGUCUUUGCGCGGCGGUUCAGCAAGGGUGGUGGUUUCCCCAAGUGGGCCUUCUUUGUCGCCAAGUACUUCGGAUCUGGCGUGAUUAUCGCUACCGCCUUUAUUCACCUGUUGGCUCCGGCCGAAGAGGCUCUGACCAAUGAAUGCCUGACCGGCCCCAUCACCGAAUACAGUUGGGUCGAGGGCAUCAUUCUGAUGACCAUUGUGGUCUUGUUCUUCGUGGAAUUGAUGGUUAUGCGCUUCUCUAGCUUCGGCCAAGGCCAUGUCCACGACGAGGAGGGUCACACCCACACUCCUUUGGAUGAUCAUUCAUCCGUUGGCAACGAGACCAAUGAACCAAAGCAUCUAAUGCCGGGCGAAGAUCACCUUGGCCACUCGCGUGAACACCACGAUAACGAUGACACCGAAAACGACAAAGAAGCUAUUGAGGACUAUACUGCCCAACUGACCUCCAUCUUCAUCCUGGAAUUUGGUAUAAUCUUCCACUCCGUGUUCAUCGGUCUCACUCUUGCCGUGUCGGGAGCCGAAUUCACCACUCUCUAUAUUGUUCUCGUCUUCCACCAAACUUUUGAGGGUCUGGGUCUAGGCUCCCGUCUUGCUACCGUUCCUUGGCCGAAAUCCAAGAGAAACACACCAUACUUCCUUGGCUUCGCUUUUGGAAUCUCGACUCCGAUUGCCAUCGCUAUCGGUCUGGGUGUUCGCAACAGCUACCCGCCUGAGGGACGCACCACCUUGAUCGUCAACGGUGUCUUCGACUCAAUCUCUGCCGGCAUCCUCAUCUACACUGCCCUCGUCGAGCUUAUGGCGCACGAGUUCAUGUUCAGCCAGUCCAUGCGCCAGGCGCCCAUCCGUGACGUUCUGAUCGCAUUUUUCCUUCUCUGUGCCGGUGCUGCCCUCAUGGCGGUGCUCGGUAAGUGGGCCUAA